UAUAAUGCAUUGGGGCCGGAAGCAUGCAGCAGAUUCAAUAGUAUCGGGAUCCACCCUGCAGAAUCGUGCAUGAUCAUCAGAUGUCUUAGUACGGCAGUCUCCACACUUACAUGGUGGCCGUGCACGUCGUCUCAUCAUGUCCGAGCUGAGAUGUUUAACCGUUAGCAGCAUUGCGGUGUAUUGCCGCUCUACGGCGCAACGACCCGUCAUCGUGUCUGGUGUCUGUGUCCUGGAAAUGCAACAUUAAGACCAUGGGUGUUUCCUUACUGUCUCCACGCCACCCGACCCAUCGUCUCCCACAGCCGCAAUGCUCGUAAUGCCCGCGAUGAGCUCGCAGUUUCUGCAGGUUCCCAAGGUGCUGCCCCAUCGCAAGGCGCGAUCGAGGUCGAAAUCAAGAUCAAGGGAGCCGGUAGCCGCGGCAGAGGAGGUGGUGGUGUCGCCGACGAAGCUCCGGCCGCAGACUCCGCCCAUUUCACUCCCAGACGUCGAGGUGAAACCGUUGUCGAAUGGUUUCGGAGCGAUCAACGAAAUGUCGAACGGGUACACCAACGGCCAUAGCCACAAGCCCGACUAUAGCCAUACAAAUGGGUCGUCACACGCCUCACCAGGUCCGGCGGUCGAAGAGCAGACUGGAACCAGCUACGAUGAUCUCAACGAGGAUAUGUACACGCUAGAUCAAUGUGAGACCCCUCCGCCUCCAGAACCACUGCGACACAAGCUCGUGGGCGCAUGGAAGCUAGAAUCAUAUAUCUCAUAUCCGACACCUGGUUCACCCAUUCAGAGACCAACACAUCCAAUGACCAAAAACGUGACUGGCUUCAUCAUGUAUACGCCGGACGGGUAUAUGUCAGCUCAGAUGCUGAUACCUGGACAGCAAAGUUUCAAGCGCGGCGAGGGGGAGGAGCCACAAUGGGCAGAGGCAGGCAAACGGUAUUUCGGUUACUGUGGACCAUACUACAUCUCGAACGAGGGAGCAGGGAGAGAAGAGGUGCUAAGACACACUUUCCAAGUGUGCAACUUGCCCGGCUGGAUCGGCGACAUACAGAUACGGACACACCAUUUCGAGGAGGAUGACCAGGUGCUUGUCCUGGGAAGCGAAGAAGCUACAGAGAUCAAGGUGAGCUGCACUGCUACCCUUGACGUUCUCGAUUUGCUCUAACUUCUCUUCUUCAGGGCGACAAGCGAAUACCGGUGCUCAAAUGGAGGCGUGCCCGAAACAACGCCGACGGCGCUCCGCCACCUCCAACGCCACAGAUCAAGAUUAGUGGGCCCGGGGAGCCCUGACGGGGCCGGCGAGCGACAUGAUUUGGCCGUGGAGAGUCGCUCACGAUGCCGACAAACCCACCACGACCCUACGAACCGGCUGCGGUUGCCACGCGCGACCGAGUCGGCGCACCUGAAACUCACCAGAGACUGGGCGCUUCUAACUUCACCACAGCCAGGAGCUUCUGGUACAUUCGAUCGUUCUUGGCAUACACCUUGGCGGAAUGAUUUUCUU
Molecule: messenger RNA, 1498 nt
Organism: Baudoinia panamericana UAMH 10762
Lineage: Eukaryota; Fungi; Ascomycota; Dothideomycetes; Mycosphaerellales; Teratosphaeriaceae
Exons: 1
Coding region: 308-1159 (283 amino acids)
Source: RefSeq, a predicted model, not a curated record